AUGAAGUUUACGUUCAAGUUUCCGAUUUCAACAUUGUUCAAAUAUAAACCUCAAAAAUUCAAUUUUGGAUUAGAACAAGAAAUUCGUCUGAAGUUAAACUCUUUACCUUCUGUCACUAAGAUUUAUACCAACCCAGAUGGAUCACCAAGAGUCCCUACUGAUGAAGAAUUUAAAACUAUUGCUGAAUUACAAAACUUGUACUAUAAAAGAAAUUAUUCAGAGUGGAAUUGGAUAUUGCCAGGAAUCCCAAAGGAGCAAUUACAAUUAUUCAAAGACAACUCCCAAGAUUUAACACACUUUGGUUUUGUUUCUAAAGAUUCAGGUAAAAUCAUUGACAAAAUUCCUUAUAAAGAUGCUAGUACUGGUGAAUUAAAGUGGAAAAUCAUCAGAGAAACCUCAAAAGCCGAAGGUUGGGAAAUUCCAUACUUUUACAUUGUAUUACCAGUUUUUGCUUAUAUAUUCUACGUUAAAUACACCCAACAGACCAAAUUGAGAGAAUUAGAAGGUCCUGAUUGGGCAGAAAAGGAAUUGAGAUUGAGAGCUAUGGAAGAUUAUUUCCACGGAGACACUGCUAAGGCCAAGGAAUUUUUGAGCAAUGAAGGUAAAUCCAAAAGGGAAAUCCAAGAUAGAGAUGACUUGGUUGUUGCCAGAAUCUUGGCUGGUGAUUAUGAUAAGUUGGCUGAAUUGAAAAAGAAGUUACCAAAAGACUUGAUCAAGACUGAAGAAGAUCCUGUUUUUAAAUACUAA
Messenger RNA from Candida dubliniensis CD36, 747 nucleotides. RefSeq lists its product as uncharacterized. NCBI's taxonomy places the organism in Eukaryota, Fungi, Ascomycota, Pichiomycetes, Serinales, Debaryomycetaceae. The transcript has a single exon. The record is from RefSeq and is a predicted model, not a curated record. The coding region runs from base 1 to 747 and encodes 248 amino acids.